This is a messenger RNA of Trichomycterus rosablanca, 1888 nucleotides long. RefSeq names its product transcription elongation regulator 1 like (gene tcerg1l). The coding region runs from base 13 to 1575 and encodes 520 amino acids. The transcript has 12 exons. The record is from RefSeq and is a predicted model, not a curated record. Lineage: Eukaryota; Metazoa; Chordata; Actinopteri; Siluriformes; Trichomycteridae. Gene Ontology annotation, molecular function: transcription coregulator activity; RNA polymerase binding. Gene Ontology annotation, cellular component: nucleus.
GCUCAGCCACAUAUGUGGCCCCUGGGCACAGAAUCUCCUCAGUGGGUAUGGACAAUCCCCAGUGCUUCUGGAUUAUGUACUCUGAGCUCCUCUCAUCACGCACCUCUGCUUGCCUCCCCAAGACCUCCAACCCCUCCUCUGCGUACUCUCACCAGCUGGCAGUUGUCCUGUGAUCCCUUUUUGCCUCAACUCAUCAGCCCGAUUCCACUGCCAAGUAUUCAGUGGGAGCUUCCAUCCAGGCCCGCCAUGCUGGGAUUUCAGCCCUCUGCAGGUGUUGAUCUGGUCCCUAUGUUCCCUGUUGUGUAUCGAACCAUACUGCCUCCCCACUAUCGUAAAGCUUGGCUGGAGAAACGAGUACCAGACUACAAGGUUUAUCUGAAUAACACUCUGAAGACCACCUGGAUUGGGCCAGAAGAAAUAGGAAUUUUUCAGAGGCAAGAAAAGCCGGUACUGAUGACAAAUCAAGUGGCAAUGAGCAUAUCCAGGCCAGCUGCCGCCUCCAGGAAUUUCCACACUCUGCUUCUGACACCCAGGCGCAUUUCAGGAUCUCGACGCUCUUGGGAAGGCCUGCUGAGCUCUUGCCUGCCCACACAGAUCACUGCUGUAAGGUCUCUCCCUUCUCCUACUGUGACCCUUCUGACUGGAGACUGGAAAGCACGCAAAGCUCCAGAAAGUAAAGUGGAAGUGAAGAAGCCAUCUUGCUCGGGAGCCUUGGUGCUACACUCUGAUUCAACCCCAGAGGAAAAAAGUGAGGAUGAACAGUUUAAGGUCAGCAUGGAUAUUGACAGCUCUCCCAAAGACAAUCGGCCAGUUGCCUCCACACAUGUGCCUGGAUCACCAUGGUGUGUGGUUUGGACCGGUGAUGACAGGGUGUUCUUCUUCAACCCCACCAUGCAUCUGUCUGUAUGGGAGAAACCAGUGGAUCUAAAAGACCGGGGGGAUCUCAACAAAAUCAUCGAGGACCCACCACAUAAACGAAAGAAGGACUCACUGGAUGAUGACUCUAAUUUACCCUCUACUGACGAGGAGAAUGAAGAUGAUGAGGGAGACCAUAUUUUAAAAUCUAAACGCAACAAAUUGGAGCAGCCAGCUACUGACUGUGCGGAUGCCAGUGAUGAGAAGAAUGAAGUGAAGUGCAUGUCUAAUCAGAUGGUCCUGCCACUAGAACUGAGGAUCACACAUUUUAGAGAUAUGCUCUUAGAAAGAGGGGUCUCUGCGUUCUCAACAUGGGAGAAAGAAUUACACAAAAUUGUGUUUGAUCCACGAUACCUUCUGCUGGGUCCAGACGAGCGUAAACAGAUUUUUGAUCAGUUUGUGAAAGCCAGAAUAAAAGAAGAGUACAAAGAAAGAAAAAACAAACUGCAGCAGGCUAAGGAGGAGUUCAGGAAAUUACUUGAAGAAUCCAAAAUCACAUACAGGUCAACAUUCAAAGAGUUCUCAGAGAAGUAUGGUCAGGACCCACGCUUCAAACGAGUCUCGAAACAGAAGGACCAGGAGCUGCUUUUUUCUCAGUUUGUCAACGGGCUCAAGAAACGUGAUAAGGAGAACAGAAUGAGGCUCAGGAAAAUGAGAUGAAAAAAGUAGUGCUGAAACUGGAUUGCCUUCAGCCUGAUACUUAAAGCUCACAGUGAGACCAGGUGCAUGAUGGCACAAUCUGCCCACUGGGUCUAACUAAGCAAACAGUUUUAACACUGGAUUCAAAAAAUAAAGAAAGCACAGACUAACAAGCUGUUCUAGUGCCAGUUUUGUUUGACCUUAAGGGUGAUACAAGUCUGAGACCAAUUCUGUUUCAUAUUGAAGCUUUUAAAACUCAACAUUACAAGAUGUCAUCAUAAUAAUGAAAAACUGUAUUCCGAGAAAUGUACAUUGUACUGUUUGAAGCCAUCAA